ACAACACGGGCUUGAUGGCCGCCGGCUCCGAGUCGCUGAGUAUCCGUUCUUGGGACCUGUUGCUCGUUCUGGCGGUGCUCGGCUUGGUUUGGGCGGCGGAGGGAAGGAGGCUGCAUUUUGUCAACCUGGUGUAUCGCCAUGGAGACCGAUCACCGAUCCAUACAUUCAAAACAGAUCCGUAUAAACCGAAGGACUGGCCGCAAGGCUUUGGACAGCUUACACAGGUUGGGAUGAGGCAGCAGUAUGAGCUGGGCCAGUUUCUGCGAGAACGUUAUAAGGAUUUCCUCAACUCCUCAUAUGACCGGCAAGAGAUUUACAUUCGGAGUACAGAUAUUGACCGGACUCUGAUGAGUGCCGAGGCAGAUUUGGCUGGUCUCUACCCUCCACAUGGACAACAGGUCUUCCUUACCAAUCUUAACUGGCAGCCAAUCCCUGUGCAUACAGUACCAACGACAGAUGACAGGUUGUUGCUGUACCCAUUGAAAAACUGCCCUCGCUUUGAGCAGUUGCAGAAUGAGACGAAGAAUUGUUGGGAAUACAAGAAGACCAUGCAGGAUAACCAGGACUUCCUGAAGACACUUGCUAAAAACACUGGAACUCCCUUUGCGAACAUGUCACUGUUUACUGUGUGGAUGAUUUACGAUGUUCUGUUCUGUGAGCAAGUUCACAACUUCACUCUCCCAUCCUGGGCCACACCAGAGCAGAUGGAACACAUGAGACAACUGAAGGAAUUUGGCAGCAGAUCUGAGUUUGGACUCUACCAGGCAAAGGAGAAGUCACGGCUGCAAGGGGGUGUGCUCCUCAAACAAAUCCUCGAAAAUGUUACUCGUUCAGUAAAUGAGACCAAUUCCACUCCCCAUCUCAAAAUGAUCAUGUACUCGGCGCAUGACACCACUAUCAUAGCCCUUCAAAUGGCUCUGGGUAUUUACAGCCUUGCUCCAACGUAUGCUGCCUGCCACAUAUUUGAGCUUUACCAAGAGACAAAUGGAUCCUACACAAUGGAGAUGUACUACAGAAAUGAGAGUAAUUCUAAGCCAUACCUUCUCACUCUGCCAUCUUGCACUGAAAAGUGCCCCUUACACAAAUUCAUUGAAAUUGCUGCAGAGAUGAUCCCAAAGAACUGGGCAAAGGAAUGUGAACUUCACCGCAGCACCAUCCAAAUUGAGCUGCUUCUGGGCCUGGUUGUGGGCUGUUGCCUUCUGCUGGUGCUCAUUGUCUUCUGUGUGAAACUCCAGUGUCAAGACAAAGAUGAAACUCUGGGCUACCAGAAACUCGCCUCCCAUUGUGAAGAGAGUGAGAAAAUGCCCUCUGUCUGAACAAAACAAGCAAGAGCUGGAGCCAUCCAAAGCCCAAGGGGAGGGGACUGGAGGCUGCUUGCUUUAAGUGAGCUUUGUUUGGUGUGAUGAGCAGGAGUUUUAACUCGCUUUUAUGAUCAAGGAGGUAGAAAAAGAGUGUUUUUACUUCAAAAUUAAGCAUUGAUUUGGGGAAAAAAAGCUUAAGUCAUGGACGGGAAAACUUGAUAAUUCUGUUUAAAGUUUUGUAAUGAACUGAGUGUGAUUUUUAAGAAAUUACUUGCAGUGUGUGUGGGGUGUUGUAUUUUACACACCGGCCUUUGUAAGCAUUCCAAUAGAGACACCAUGUCCACAGUCAGUUAUUAUGACUGGGGCACUAGAUGACCUGAUAUCUCUGAUACUGUCAGAUGCGCAGAGCAACAGGCAAGUUUCCACUGAGUCACUUCUUAAAAGUUGUAUGGAUAAGAAAUACUUGGAUUUAUAAAGUAUCUUCACAGCUCCAAAAUAUCUCAACUCAUUGCAGCCAAUGAAAUACUUGUUUUCACAAUGUAGUCACAUUAAACAUAAGAAAUAGUCCAACUAAUUUGUGCACCGCAAGAUCCCACAGACAGCAUUUACAGAAAUGACCAGAUAGUUUCCUUCUAGCGAUGGAGCCCUGAUUUUCCUUGAAAUAAUGCCAUGGGAUCUAUUGGAACAAUUGGACGUUGUUUUCCCAUCAGGGGGAUCUUUGGAUAGGAGGUGUCAAUUGUUGGGUGGGUGAAUCAACGGAACUGCGAGAUGGUCUGUAAGUCGGGCUGGCAGGGGUGUCAUGCAAUGGCCGAUUGGUGUGUUUCAUUCUGUGCAAUUUGAAGUCCGUGCUGGUUUUAUCAGUGGCAACAAUGCCUUUUGCACCAUCUAUUUAUCCUCUGCCUGUGUGGGAUUGUGAAACCCUCUAACUUUAUUAAAGGCAGUUUAAUUUCUGCCUUGUCUCGGAGUCAAUUAAACUUGGCAGGAAAUCUUUUGCUUGCUUUUUCCUUUGAAAAUGUGACAAAUUUGAAGCUGUGGCAAACUUAUUCUGGUGCUUGUCCACUGACAUCACUCAACAUCUGACUGAGGGACUGGGCAAAUGCUGCGGAAGAUCAUAAGAACAUAAGAACUAGGAGCAGGAGGAGGCCAUCUGGCCCCUCGAGCCUGCCCCGCCAUUUAAUAAGAUCUUUUUGAGACUCGGCUCCACUUACCGCCCACUCACCAUAACCCUUAAUUCCUUUACUGUUCAAAAAUUUAUCUAGCCUUGCCUUAAAAACAUUCAGCGAGGUAGCUUCAACCGCUUCACUGGGCAGGGAAUUCCAUAGAUUCACAACCCUUUCGGUGAAGAAGUUCCUCCUGACCUCAGUCCUACAUCUGCUUCCCUUUAUUUUGAGGCGAUGCCCUCUAGUCCUAGUUUCACCUGCUAGCGGAAGCAACCUCCCUGCCUCCAUCUUAUCUAUUCCCUUCAUAGUCUUAUAUGUUUCUAUAAGAUCUCCCCUCAUUCUUCUGAAUACCAAUGAGUAUAAUCCCAGUCUACUCAGUCUCUCCUCAUAAUCCAACCCUCUCAACUCUGGAAUCAACCGAGUGAAUCUCCUCUGCACCCCCUCCAGUGCUAGUAUAUCUCUUCUCAAGUAAGGUGACCAAAACUGCACACAGUACUCCAGUGUGGCCUCACCAAGACCCUAUACAGCUGCAGCAUAGCCUCCCUGUUUUUAAACUCCAUCCCUCUAGCAAUGGCAGACAAAAUUCCAUUUGCCUUUUUAGUUACCUGCUGCACCUGCAAUCCCUCUGCACAGCAGCGUGCUGCAAUUUUUUACCAUUUAAAACAUAGUCCAUUUUGCUGUUAUUCCUACCAAAAUGGAUGACCUCACACUUAUCAACAUUGUGUACUCCAUCUGCCAGACCUUUGCCCACUCACUUAGACUAUCUAUAUUCCUCUGCAGACUUUGUGUCUUCUGCACACUUUGCUGUACCACUCACCUUAGUGUCAUCUGCAAAUUUUGACACACCACACUUAGUCCCCAGCUCCAAAUCAUCUAUGUAAGUUGUAAACAAUUGCGGUCCCAACACUGAUCCCUGAGGCACACCACUAGCCACUGACCGCCAACCAGAAAAACACCCAUUUACCCCUACUCUUUGCUUUCUACUGGUCAACCAAUCCUCUAUCCAUGCCAAUACAUUACCUGUAAUAUCUUGCAACUUUAUCUUAUCUAGCAGCCUUUGGUGUGGCACCUUGUCAAAUGCCUUCUGGAAAUCCAGAUACACCACAUCCACAGGUUCCCCAUUGUCCACCAUGCAAGUAAUGUCCUCCAGAAUUCCACCAAAUUAGUUAAACAUGACCUACCCUUCAUGAACCCAUGCUGGGUGUUCCCAAUGGGACAAUUUAUAUCCGGAUGUCUUGCUAUUUCUAACUUAAUGAUAGAUUCAAGCAUUUUCCCCACUACCGAAGUUAAGCUAACUGGCCUAUAGGUACCUGCUUUUUGUCAUGAGGCUGGAUUCUUUUACAGUUUGAUUCAUCAAACUCAGUCUUGAAGAAAUUAUAUCCUCUGAGUAGAACUCUGUGCUAAUAUUUCCUGUUCAAUUUGUUUCCUUUCUACACAAUUCAUUCAUUCAAGGUGGGUUAGGACAGUACAGGCAAAGCUCAUUUAUGGUCAUUUAACAGGUGCUUUGUUAUAGGGCUAUGGGAGUUAUCGAAGAACAUGGGUGGUUCUUGGGUACUUGCUUUGAUGAAGAUCUCCACUUCAUUUAUUUGCACUCUUCAAUUUUUCCAUAUUAUUGGUUACAAUGGUAGUUCCAUUAUGUAAUGUUGUGGUUCUGUUAGUGGAUGAGUAAUCCAAAUGUAUGGGGGUUGGAAAAUCCGUCAUGGACGUGAGAGACAUGGGCAGCAUAAACGGAGAUCAGUGAAAGUGAUGACAAAAUUACUGAGUCUUAAAAAGCCAAAUUGUUUACUAAUGUCUGUUUUAAGGAAGGAAAAUCUGCUGUCCUGACCCAGCCUUGCUCAUAAUUGACUCCAGACCCAAGCAAUGUGGUUGGCUACUCUGCAGUAACUUAGCAAGUCACUCAAGGCAAAAAGACAGGGGCCUACCAUUUGUUUGUUGGUGAGCAGUCAGUGCCGACCUUACCGGUGUAAGGCUUGCAAUCCUUGUAAGAGAGUGGCAACUUUUGAAUUUUCUUAAUGACUCAACUGUAGGGCAAUAUUUCACUUUGAUUUUUUAUUGUAACACAACAAAGUAUGAUUUAAAUACUACCUGAUGUGCACAUGCUAUAUCACUUACAAGAAAAGGUACAUUUCCUUAUGUCAUACUUUGGGCACAGUUAGGAUCAAAGGGUAGUCAUUCAGCCAGCUUUUCCCAGUUCCCAGACUGAGUUCAAUCACUCUUCCCAUGUCUGUCAGCAACAAUACCCCUCCCACCAAAUUUCACCUCAACAAAUCUCCUCCUUUAGUUCGCACUAGUCCUGAUGAUCCAGAAUUCUUUCAACAGUUCAGUUAACUCUGGAUAAAUUCUUUCUUUUCUUGUUGAGGUUUAUUUCUUUUCCCUGUCAUUUACACAAAAACAAAACCCUGUUUCUGGGAAAGCGCCUAUUCUUGCCUGCUAGAUCUCAGCUGCAACACUUUUUCUGUUCUGAGUUUGAGUGAGGUAUGAGAAAUUACAACUCCAACUUCAGUGGUUUUCCAUUUGAGUUUCUCUUUGUUAAUUCUAUCCCCAUGACAACCUGAAAUCACAUGGCACUCCUCUGACCUAAGGUACUAACUGGGAACACAGAACUGUAUAAUGGAGAAGAGGGCCCUUUGGCCCAACAAGUCUGCACCAACAAAAACUCACUUUCCAGCUUGUCCAUAAUCAUUUCAAUUACACAUCCAAGCACUUUUUGAAGGUUGUGAGGAUUAGCUGCUUGAACUACUGUCCCAGGCAGUGCAUUCCAGAUUCCCACCACCAUCUGGGUAAAAAGAAAGUUUCCUCAAAUUCCCUCUUUUCACCUUAAAAUUAUGCCCUUUGUUAUUGACCCUUCAACUUGGUGGGAACAACUGCUCUAAAAAAAAACAAUCUUAUUCAUUUUCUCUUUGUAGCUAAGAUGUCCCAACUCUGCCACCAUCCUAUUGAAUCUCCUCCGCACACUCUCCAGUGCUAUAUCACAACCUUGCUAGAGUGAACUGAGCGCACAAUUCACCACCUACCUUUAUAGAUCUAUCUCACCGAAAGUUAAAUGGACAUUUUAAAACAUAAUUGUCAGCAUUCACUCAUAGAUGUCUAUCUUUGGAGAGAACAAAAAGAUGGUUUAGGAAUUUCUCAGAGAUUCCUCUGAAUGUGAGAUCUGAAAAAUGCAAAACAGUGUAAUGAAAUCUCUUUAAUGUUGAAAUAUUGACCUUUCAGACAGACAAACUGCCAGUCAUUUCAUCCUCUUCCAUAAAUGUAACCUUCUCCAUCACAAACUUUGUCAAUCCACAUUUAUCCCUUUGCAAAGGAGAGGUUAAUGAGUGGGAGGAUAGCAGCCCGGAAUUGCUCCUGUCAUAAACUGGCAUUAGUUAGGGCUGCAGAUUCAAGCUGGACCAUCAGCAGCUUGAAUUGUUUCACGUACACUGUGCGGAAAGCUGGGAGUCUCUGUAAAACAGAGGGUGCUGGGUAACAGGUGGAUCUUUCAAGAUUCUAAUAAAUGGAAAUGAGAUACAAAUUAUCUGUGAUGUGAUUAAAUGGAGAAGCUGACUGAUCUCCUCUUACUUUGGUUCUAUUUCAGUGAGCUCUACCGUACUAUUAUAAUUAUAACUUGCGAUAAGAAAUCAUUCAAUGAUACUGUUACAAUUUCAGUUAUGUUUUGUGCAAUAAAGUUUAAUUUUUUUUCUCCCCUGAA
Messenger RNA from Rhincodon typus (whale shark), 6146 nucleotides. Its product is annotated as lysosomal acid phosphatase-like. The transcript is spliced from 11 exons. Gene Ontology annotation, molecular function: acid phosphatase activity. Gene Ontology annotation, cellular component: lysosome. Lineage: Eukaryota; Metazoa; Chordata; Chondrichthyes; Orectolobiformes; Rhincodontidae. Bases 15 to 1316 code for a protein of 433 amino acids. The record is from RefSeq and is a predicted model, not a curated record. Gene Ontology annotation, biological process: dephosphorylation; lysosome organization.